AUGAAUCUGGUAACUGACCCACAUGAUUGUAAUGUGAACGCGACUGUCUCUAUUACCGGAAACGAGUGCUGGAGCAGUAACCAGGGUCGUGCGGAGGGCGGGGCAAUGGAUUUUCUGAAAAACGAGUGGGAUACCCUGAUCGAUGAUUACGAUAGGGAUCGCCGUGCAAGUAGGAGUGUACGACCCAUUGUGAGGAUACGACCCAUUGCGAGGGUGGUGAUCGAAAUCACCCUCAUCAUACUUAACAUCAUAAUGGGGAUUCUCCCCGUUCAGAGAGAUUUCGGAAUAAGGGGUGCUUCGAGACAUAGGAAAGAGACUACUGAUCUGCAAAACAAGGAAGUUGCAAUGAAAAAGGCGGCUGCUAAAGGUAGCAAGGCUGAGCAAAAAACUAAGAAGAAACAAGUUGAUGAAAAGAUAGCUAGACUCUCAACAAAGCUUAAAGAAAGACAUGCCGAUGAACUGGCUUCUUUAGGCUUUAAUAGCAGUAGCAGCAGUAAAAAAGGAAAGCUUGAUGACUUGGUGUUGAAGGCUAUUGCUGGGGUUUCAAUCACAAAUAAAGCUGAGCAGCCAAAACUCAGUAAGAGUGCCAAAAAGCAUAAGAAAAGAGCCGAACAGGAUGCAACCAGGGAGCAAAGAAUACAAGAGGAGCAGAGCCAAAUUGUGAGUGAUCGAAUGAUUGAAGAUGAGAAGUUAGAGAAAAAGCUCGAGCCUCUUGGAUUUACCAUCAAUGAAAUAAAGUCAGAUGGGCAUUGUCUCUACCGAGUUGUUGAGAAUCAGUUGGCCCUCCAAUCUAGAGGCUCUUCUCCUUAUAACUACCAAGAGCUUCGGAAAAUGGUGGCUGCUUGUAUGCGGGAACAUGAAACAGAUUUUCGGCCAUUUUUUCUGUCUAAGAAUAUGGCAGAUGGAGAAUCCGAAGAGUCCCUUACAGAAAGUUUUAAAGAUGAAAGGCCAGUGACCAACCUCGAGAAAUCACGCCCGGAGAAGAAGGCUGAUGUCAAGAUAAGAAGAAGUUCACGGUUUGUCCGGCCGAGGGGGAGAGGAAGAAUGCGACCGAACAACUCCUCUCCAAAUCUAUAA
Molecule: messenger RNA, 1077 nt
Organism: Salvia splendens (bonfire salvia)
Lineage: Eukaryota; Viridiplantae; Streptophyta; Magnoliopsida; Lamiales; Lamiaceae
Product: OVARIAN TUMOR DOMAIN-containing deubiquitinating enzyme 5-like
Exons: 2
Coding region: 1-1077 (358 amino acids)
Biological process (GO): protein deubiquitination
Molecular function (GO): cysteine-type deubiquitinase activity
Source: RefSeq, a predicted model, not a curated record